Mesorhabditis belari is the source of this 1050-nucleotide messenger RNA. The record is from the annotation of a GenBank genome assembly. Lineage: Eukaryota; Metazoa; Nematoda; Chromadorea; Rhabditida; Rhabditidae.
AUGUUUCAAAAGGUCAUUUUGUUUCUUUUGUUUAUUACGCACCGGCGAACACUUGUUGAGAGUUGUCAAGUGCUUUUCGUGAUCGAUGGCUCGAGCUACUACAGCUCUUUUCAAGCCGAGCUCACAGCAGUCACCACGACGGCCACCAUUCUCUAUUCGACAAAUGGCAUCGGGUUCAGUGCGAAUUAUUGGCUUUACGGAGCCGGGGAUACGGAUCAGCCGAUUCCUAACAAUUUUCUCCGAUCAAAAGACGAUUUCGUUGAUGGUGUGCGCGAUUUGAGAGCGAGUAGGGGAAACGAGACGAUUGUCGGAGCCACAAAUAAACUCAUCGAGUGGACAACAUCGGAUGCUCUCAUUGUGCUGUACACGGCCAGUCCCCAAGCCCUCGUCACGGCGGCCGGGAAGAACUACACUUUUCAGGGAAAAACGAUUGUUUUGCAUAUAAAUGAUGGGAUCGAUGUGAGUUCCCUCUCCAACUACCCAAGUCCUUCAAUAUUCGACUAUGGGAUGCUGACCGGAUUGAUUCAAAGCACGUGCCUACUGUUGGAGGGUUCUUCGUCGACGACUUCUUCACAAUCAACAACAGAAGCUUUCUUUUCGACUACUCCAUCCCCCACUCCUCCCGAAUGCCAUGCCAUCUUUGUGAUCGACGGUUCCUCGCUUGUGAAAAGAACACGGUUAAAGUGUCUGCUUGGUUCGCGUACAACAACCCGGAGAUUCGCUUCACAGCCAACAUUUGGAUACGUUUACAAUGUCGUCGACCCGUUGGCCAGCUAUGAUGGGAAUGAGACUUUGAGGGGGGCGUGUUCCCGACUGAACGAUUGGCCUUUGCCGGACAAUGUGACGUUCGUUGUGCUAUUCACUGCCGGUAGCCAAGCCGAUGUCGAUUCUGCGAAAGCAGUGUUCUUGCUGAGAGCUUCGACCAUUGGAAUUCCACUUAUUGACGGUGUCGACCUUUCUGAAAUCGCCACCCAAACAGCUGAUUUCCACGACUAUGAUUCGAUUAACGAUGCCAUCGAUUACAUGUGUUUAAAUGGAAUGCCUAAAGCA